Aspergillus pseudonomiae is the source of this 1338-nucleotide messenger RNA. RefSeq lists its product as uncharacterized. The record is from RefSeq and is a predicted model, not a curated record. Bases 61 to 1338 code for a protein of 425 amino acids. The transcript has 2 exons. NCBI's taxonomy places the organism in Eukaryota, Fungi, Ascomycota, Eurotiomycetes, Eurotiales, Aspergillaceae.
GUCAAAAGUGCUACACAUUCGCCCUAUAUGUAGGCCGUAAAGAUUAUCACUCAGGCAUAAAUGAAGCGGUCACGCUCUUGUUCAUCUACAUUUUCAGCUAUAAAACAACAUAAGCCGGCUUCCCCGACCACUCGUCUAACAUGUAGUGCUCUCGAGGAGCACAAUAAUAAUACCCCGUCUCUCCCCCCUUGUACGCUUUUACAGAUAGCUUCAGAGAAGAGAACACACAAUUUAUCAGACAUUCCAAUAAUACCUCCUCCUUCCACACGCUCUUCCCAAAGGUCGCGAUCCAGCAGUCCGGUUAGGCCCAGUGAUGCACAAUAUCGCGGCGGCCAUCUUCGGCGCGCCAAGAUCUUCGUGGGCGACGAAAUACCCGCAAGUAUCAGUUAUUAUGUCGAUACAAGGAUUUUUCAUAAUUCAACCAGCUCUGGCGAUGAUCACCUGCACCAAGUUUCGGAAAGGCUCUGGAGGAAGUCCAAGGAACUUGAGAAAAAACCAUCCGGGGAAGCCGAAUGGACAGAAGCUUUAUACGCAGCCAUCAACGAUUUAAAACUUGUAGAAUUUGAGGCUGUUCGUAACCGAGAUUGGCGUACAGAUUUAAAGCCUCCAGUACACAACCCUCGCCCUACCAUUCCACGCAAACGAAGCCAGCGAGAUCAACUUUUGCAGGAGAAUGCCGCCACUGACAGUCUUUACCCUUCCCCGGAUCCCUCACGCGCAAUCGAGCCAACUAUUCCCGUGUUCAGGCUGAAGGAUCCCCGGCCAGAUAUAUGCGUCGGGCUCUCGGACGAUAGCUUAGCAGAUUCCCUUGAGCACACAAAGAGCCGUGACAUCGCACAAAGCCUCUCGUUCGAUAUGCAAGAUACCUCUACGCUAAUUAGUGAUCCGCAUGUCACCCCUUUGGUCCUUCGUUUUCCCUUUCUGAUAGUCGAGGCAAAGGCCGGUGCAACCGGAGGGAACCUCUACCAAGCCCAGAACCAAGCUGCAGUAGGUGGCUCAACGGCCCUUCUGAUACUCAAAAGCCUUUCAGAUCUUGUAGAUAGUCAGGAUCUGAAUAGAGAAAACCAAGAUUGCGUGGAAGCCAGUCCUGAAUCCGGUCAAGCUACUCCGGACAUCAAGUUAAACCUAGCCUUUUCUAUCACUACUGAAUGGCCAGUUCAUGAGUUAUGGCUUCAUUUUCGAAGCCCUAAUGAAGACUUCCAGAUGGUAUGCAUAGGGAUCUGGAGGACAACUUCGAAAAACGGGUCGCUGAAUUUCUUGCGUCACCUCUCAGCUGUCUUGAGCUGGGGUAACGGCGAGUUCAAAGAUAAUCUAGUUAGCAUUCUUCAGGAUUUGUGA